AUGUCGCCGUCAGCGACUGCAAGAGCGCUGACGGUGACCGUGGUGAGUUUGACAGGGGAAACGCUGUUGGAAGAGGAGAUGACUGCUGUGAAUUCCAAGGAUGUUAUGUCCAAGCUGAGUGGAACCACUUGUUUCGAUAAGUUGUUGAUGGAUGGAAACACGGUCUCUGGCAAACUUGAAGUUCCAGAGGGUGCAAAGGGAGUGACUUUGACUCUGGUGCGUGUUGAUAUGGGCUUGUUAUCGGGCAUCAGCGAGGACAUGAUGAAGGUGCUGGAGGAUUUCGGUGCCAUCCAAGAAGUGCCAGCGGCCCUGGCGGAUGUGACGAUGGGGCAGUGCUUGUCGGUGGCCAAGCGCGACGGCACACACUGCUCCGGUGGAGGUUUCGGUGACACAGAGCGCAUGCACCACGCCAUUCUGCUGCCGGAUGGUCGAAUCCUGGUGAAGUACCACUACUGCAGCGACUACAUGGAACACUCCGGAGACUACAACUGCUCCUGCACCUGGGAGAUCGCGGAGGGACGCUUUACUCCGUGUGAUGAACCUGGAGUGUUGGAGGUGGAGUGGACUGCCUGGUCGGAGCUGAAACAUAGCACCACCGAACCCUUUGGCCCAGGCGAGAUUACCCGCAAUUGGGAAGCAAAAGUCAUUGACCCUGCCAUGAAGCGAGGACCCUCCAUUCUGGUACCUACGGAUCAUGGGAAGUUGAGUGUGCCCAAGCUGUGUGACGCGUGGGCCAAGGAGGAGGAAGGCGGUGUCGCCUGCGCGCGAACCAGGUCCGUACGCGUAGCGAAAUCGGAGAAGAUGCCCAAAUUGUCCGAGGAGAUCUUGAAGACUUUGGGGAUGGUGGGCCCAGGUGGCUUGGUACGCUUGGUGGCACCCACAGGCUUCAACUUUGGUCAGCCGUGUAAUGCGACGGAUCUGCCGGCUGUGUCCUCGAUGGCCCCUUACUAUGCCACCCAAGCGAACCCGGUGGACGCCACCCUGCGGCUGCCUGGUAUCCUCUCGUCGGGGUGUGUGAGCCGCGGUUCGGAGCUGCGAACCGCCGAACUCCGCCUGGAACGGAUCCUGCACGGCGGACGGGUCCUUGGCGAUGCGGAGGGUUCCCGGGCUUCCCGCCGCGCUAUGUCCUCCUGGGGAAGGUUGAGUAGCACCAGUGGUGCUGAUGGCUUUCCAUGGGUCAAUGCCCGCUACAUCCCGGAGCGCUACGACCCACCAGCUUUGCCUGCAAAGGACAACACUUUGGGCGUGCCUUCAGAGCGUCACUGGCAGGAGGACUGGAGCACUGCUGAUAUUCAGACAGCGGCCGAGGAUCAUGUCAUGAUGUCUUGGUCCAACAGCAAAGCAGUCAAGGACUUGCCAGUCUUCGAGCGCUCUGAAGGGGUCUAUCUCUACGACCAGAACGGGAAGCGCUUCCUGGACUGGACAAGCCAGGCGGUGUGCGUGAACUUGGGCUACACAGUGCCUGAGAGCAUCAAAGAUGCGGUGAACGCGCAGCUAGAGACGAUGCCCUACUUGUACGGUGGCUUGGGCUUGGCUCCUGUCCGGGCAAAGCUCGCAAAGCUAAUGGCCGAAAUCUGCCCUGGGGACCUCAACGGUUUCCUGUUCCCCUCGGGCGGUGGCGAAGCCAAUGAAGCGGCGAUUCGCAUGGCACGGCUCUACACGGGGAAGCAGAAGAUCUUCACGCAGUACAGGUCCUACCACGGCGGUUCCACCAGUUCCCUGGGUGCCACCGGCGACUUCCGGCGGCGCUUCGCCGAGUCCAACACCCACGGUUUUGUCAAGUUUUUCAAUCCACAGCCAGGUGGAUUUUCUUGGGGAAACACUGAUCAGGGUGCUACCGAACGCACCUUAGCCUGUUUGGAGGACUGGGAGAUCGGGGAGGAUCAGAUCUUGGCUGAGGGCCCCGACAGCAUCGCAGCCAUCAUGGUCGAAAGCGCCGCCCCUGCCUUGGCAAAGAUCUCACCCUGCGUUCUGAACGCACCACCGGUCGGCAGCGUGCGAGCAAUGUGGGCACAUGCGCAGCUGUGGUAUUUGGUCGUGACCCUGUUGGCAUGGGCCUUUUACACAGAUCCAGCCAUUUCCCAGCCGAAGGUCUUGUGUAGACCCUCCUGGGCACCCGUGUGGCUCUUGCAACAGGUUUGGCGAUUAAAUCACAUUUUCCUCACUGGCAUGGUGGUCUUGGGACUGCUUCUUGCAAGCGAUUUGGUCGAGUUCCUGUUGCUACGCCUCUGCUUUUCUCUUUGCGUUUUCUUGGUGGACUUUGGAGCCUUCGCAGCCUAUGGUGGCCAUCCAAGCUUCAUCUUCAUCUAUACUUCGUUAGCCCUGGUUUUGCCUCCCGGUGAGCACCAGUCGGGCGUCUUGCGACUGAUCGUGGCGCAUCAAUUAGGAUCCCCAGCAAUCAACAAGUUGCGCAUUGGGGGCUUGGAGUAUCUCAAUUUCAGCACUCUGGAGUAUCAUCUCCGCUUCUCGCGAGAUCGUGAGAGCUGCAAGCCUCAUGCUUUGAUUGAACCCAUUUGGAUGAGACAACGGUGGAUGAUCGAUUUUUGCCUGCGGAAUGUGUGGUUGAUGAGGAUUCUCAACUGCUGCGGGCCUUUGCUACAAGUAAGCACUGCUUGUAUCUGCCUUGUAGGCAGCGGCCCUGCGUUGUAUGUUGCUUUUGCAUUUGCUUGCAGCUUCCACUUGUUGUCAAUUCCUUUGCUGGGAAUUGUGUUUCCCUUCAACAUCCCUUGUUACGUGAUAGCUCUGCUUCCCAACUCAGCUCAACAUGCAGCCUGCCUGCUCAGCUUUCCUGCCCUGAUCACCGCACUUCUGCUGUUCAGCAGCACUUUUGUGAUGGCAGAGGACUGGCCAUUGAAUGGCCUGCCGCUUUAUCCUUACAAUGCACGGCAAAUUGGCAAAUUGGAAUCCCUAUUUGGUCGCUACCUACUCGCUCAUUCGGAUGGCAAAGAUCGUGAGUCAAGCAUUUGUUUGACUGAGCUCUGCGUCUCUGCAUGCCCUGCAAUUUGUUUUCCGGGUCACUUCAAAGCACUCGAAGCAAUCUUCGCCUGCGAGCUCGACCACUCGACGCCGUUGACUCCGUUGACCUCCGACCACCCGCGGCGAGACCUCGCGGAGUGGCUGAGACGCAGCCGGCGCUUCGUGGAUCAGCGCGCGGAGGGACAACCCGGGCGAUGCUUCGAUGAAGUGAUGGAAAGCACCGCCUAAGUCGUGGGGCAAAAAUAAAAAACGAAGUCAUGGGGGUGCCCGGACAUGGCCAUGUGUUUUCG
Messenger RNA from Cladocopium goreaui, 3266 nucleotides. The record is from the annotation of a GenBank genome assembly. Lineage: Eukaryota; Dinophyceae; Suessiales; Symbiodiniaceae.